CUACACGCAACGUUGUGAGAAUUACAUUGUUGCACAUUAUCCAAGGGCUUAGAGACGCUAAAAUAACGCACAACAGGAUUCUGUGCACAUCUGCAUUGCAUUGGCUAUGUGGACGCUGCAACAACUACCGACAAAGAAUUCAUGUGAACAAUCUGAUGGAAGCUGAAUGCUCUUCAUUUAGUGCAACAUCUACAACAGUCUGCAGAAAUUUACAUUCUAGGGAGGAAGAGAAGUGGGUGUCUUCAUAUCCAAAAACUGCCUCAGUUUUAAGAAUACAUCAUGAUGAAAGGUUAUGCAUCUUAAGAGGCAUUGCGAGCCAGCUGUGAGGUUUCGUUGCCAAGGCAACUCAGACACCCACUCUAUAGUGCUCGGCUCACCCUUGCUGAUCAGGCACAUUGGUCAAGACCCACUAAAAGCGACUGAACAGCAAGAGAGGGAAAGAAAGGUGCCGUCGCAUAGACUGUACAUAAAAAGGAGAGAGGCUCGGGAGCGCGCAUACACGUCACAUCCAAUGGAUUUUGCAGAAAAUCCGACCCGGAGACUUCAGGAAAUAGGAACACUGGCCUUCAGAGUUUGGAAGGUCACCCUAAAUCAAGAAGAGCAGCUGAAGACAACCGCCGCUGGAUUCCACUAUGAUUUUGAUGCACUGCAGCCUCUCCGACUGACGGGUUUUCUCGACAGCAAGCUGGCAAAGAGCAACCAAGCUCACACAGGUGGGCCAGCAGCAUCCGAGAGAUUAUAGAUUUGGAAAUUACAGAACAACAGCAGGUCAGGGCACAUUGCCUUUUUGUAAUCCUAGUUUUCCACCUCACCAAUUCCGUUAAGAGCUGUCAGCGUGAAAUUGGCAGGCGAGUCCUGCGACGCAACACAUGUUCGCAUGCACUCGACUGAUCACAUGCUCCUCUAGCUGCUAGAAAAAUGCAGUAUUAGAGAAGAAAAUCUGAUGGAGUGAUGGCUUUUUUUUGUUUGCCUUUUUCUAUAAUCCAGCUCCUUGGCUCUCAAAUCCCUUUUUUGUUCUUGAGCCAUUAGAUUCUUUUAAUCGUCUUUGUUGCCAUCUUUUACUCCAUUUUUUUAAUUUGGUUCCUUUGUAUCAUCCACUGACCUGGAAAGUCAAGUGCUCAACUUAUCAAACUAUGAUGUAGAAUAUUCUAAAGUGCUCAGUUAGACUGGAAUGUUCAAACCCCACUGCUGUUUUCCAGACAGUUGCAAAUUGAAGCGAAGGGGAGGAAGUGAAGUUCCUCAAAGAAUAGUUUUCAUUGAAGAUAUCAUAAAGAUCAAGGAUCAAGACAAAUGCGGUGACAUGUCUCUGCACUUUCCAGGAUACUCGACUACAGAUAAAUGAAUGAGAUGGAAAGAGUUUAGAGUGUUGUAUUAUAUAAAGCUAUUGAAGAUGUCUGCAAAAGAACUUCAUUACAAGUCUGUGAGAAAACUCCACCCUUUUCCUCCUCUGGCUGUGAAGUUCAGCACGGUGGCUCGGUAGACAGAGCGUACGGACGUGGUCAAACCGAAUUACAGCGACAAUCUUGGACUCAUAGAGGACUGUAAUGGAACAGACACGGAUGACAGCCUAGCUUGUCUGGCACUGAGAUGUCAAAACCGCAGAGAGGGCUAUUCUUUCAACUGUCACUGCAAGGAGAAUAGAGCAGAUCACACACACGCCUACAAGCAGACUGAUUUUUUUUUUAGAGGCGAAAGACUGGUGUUUGUUUGAACCGUGGCAGUUCAGAAGCGUGAAAGAGAGAGCUGGAGGAGAUCCCAUGGUGUAGGGGGAAGGGACUGAAAAUAAAGAGCGGUAAAAGGCUCCACGGCAGCGGUGACACUUUAAAAGAGAAGGCUGACAGACGGCGGAUCAGCAGUGGUAGUUCACGGGCGAACAGUUUUGUGAGAUUCACACACUUUUGGAUUUAAAGCUUGUGUCGCUCAGUACGGCAAGUAGUACUGAGUCCAGGUUGGGCACGGUGGCAGGGGCCGGUUUAUGGCAGUGGGGCGGGCGCAUGCCGUCUGUGGCUCCGCAGCGAGAGGGACGCUUGGGCUGGGGAUGGGCCACAUGGGCACGAACUCCAAGGACGGGUGAGCUGAGGCCCUGGGCGCCCGUUGGAGCUGUGGCGGCAGGAGAACGCGGGGGCAUGCGUUGCUCCCUGCGCUUCUGUGUGGUCUUGGGAUCCCUGGCCCUCCUGUUCCUCACCUCGCUCUUCUUCUCCUUCUCCCUGAGAGGAGGAGCCGGGCUGCCUUACUUUGAACCCCCGGGAUGGGAAGAGUCGCGCAGGGUUAAGCUAGUUCCCAGCUAUGCUGGUUCCCACCGAGUGAUCCCAGCUGAGAGCGCUCAGCAGAAGACAUGUGCCUGCUCUCGGUGUGUGGGCGACCCAGGCGUUUCCGACUGGUUCGACGAGAACUACGACCCAGACAUCUCGCCUGUGUGGAUUCGGGACAACAUCCAGCUGCCUUCAGACGUGUACUACUGGUGGGUGAUGUUGCAGCCUCAAUUCAAACCCCACAACAUCCAGCAAGUUCUACAGAGGCUGUUCCAGGUCAUUCCAGGCCGUUCCCCAUAUGGUUCGUGGGACCCUGCCCGCUGUCUGCGCUGUGCCGUGGUGGGGAAUUCAGGAAACCUCCGCGGGGCAGGUUACGGUCCAAUGAUUGAUGACCACGACUCCAUCAUGAGGAUGAACCUGGCCCCCACUGUAGGGUACGAGGAGGAUGCCGGCAGCCGUACCACACACCACUUCAUGUACCCAGAGAGUGCCAAAAACCUGGCGGCCAACGUGAGCUUUGUGCUGGUGCCCUUCAAGACUCUCGACUUGUUGUGGAUCACUAGUGCUCUCUCCACCGGCCAGAUCCGCUUUACUUACGCUCCAGUGAAGCAGUUUCUGCGUGUGGAUAAAGACAAGGUUCAGAUCUUCAACCCAGCUUUCUUUAAAUACAUCCAUGACCGAUGGACACAUCAUCAUGGGCGCUAUCCCUCCACUGGCAUGCUCGUCCUGUUCUUUGCUCUACAUGUAUGUGAUGAGGUGAAUGUAUUUGGUUUUGGGGCGGACAGUCGGGGAAACUGGCACCACUAUUGGGAGCAGAACCGCUAUUCUGGAGAGUUUCGUAAAACAGGUGUCCAUGAUGCAGACUACGAGGCCCAGAUCAUCGACAAGCUGGCCAAGGCUGGCAAAAUCUCAGUGUUUCCUGGAAAGUGAAUCUGGGCACCAGGUGCAAAGAAAUGGACCAACUGAUGGACUAACCAUAAACAAAACCACCCAUUAUCCACUUGACACAACUAGUGUGCCUGUUAAACGUGAUCAAGAAGUAGUUUCAUGAUCUUUUUAUCAUUCUGUGCUGUCCUGAAGGGUCAGGAGUCUGGACAGUGUCCCCCAUAAUGUGGUGGUUUUGAGAGGAGAUGCUAGUAAAUGUGCGUUUCCUUGCAAGCAUACCUCAACUGGGACAAGGAACUUGACUUGGAAAGGAACACUAAUAUCUCACCACUAAACAGCAUGUUAGGUAUAUGUGCUGGGAAUGGAAUAAACUCAUAUUUAUGACUUUUGUUGAAUAGUGACGAUACGAGAACUCUCUCCGAUGUGUGCUCACGCCGAGGCCUGAUAGAUGAGUGAGAAAUACUAUCACUAUAGUGUAUCAUAGUACUCUAGUAGUUCUCUGUGAUUCAUUGAAGGGGCAGUUCAAAAAAAGAAAUUCUGUCAUCACUCUCCCUCAUAUCGUUCCAAACCUGUAUGAUAUAUAUAUAUACUUUAACUAUUAAUAUAUAUAUAAAAAAACUGUUGUCAAUGAAAGUCAAUGGGGCCCAAAGUUGUUUUGCACCAUUGAAUUUGAAGAAGAAAAAAUGCCACAGAGACAUUUAUCAAAACAUCCCCAUUUGUGUUUCUUAGAAGAAAAAGUUGGACAGGUUUAGAAUGACUUGAGGCUGAGGAAAUCAUAGAAUUAAUUUUUUUUAGGAGAACUAUCCCUUUAACUAAAAGCUUGGACAUAAUGGCGGGUCGCUUCACUAUUCCUCACGUCAUCGGGCAUAAACCAAGCUUUACACUGUCUUAUAAGAUAUUUUAUGUUUAGUUGUUCAUGUUUAAAAUGAUCCUGCUAACAGUUUGCCAUCACUGUGUGCUUGCAUCAGUCAGAACAACUUUGCUUUUUGGUUCGUUUUUUGUUUUUGCUAAUUACAUCUGAGUACUGAUCGUUCUUCUGGUCUGAGGAGGAUGGACAGAUCCUAUAAAACCAGAUACGACUGACGCAGUCCAGUAUGAACACAUAUGAGCAAUAUUCAGAACACGUGGAGUACAUUUAGAAAUCAACGCUAAUAAAGCUGUGGUGAUUGUUCUCGAGAUGCACUGUGAACGGUAGUAGCGCUUCGUUGUUGAUCUACAGCACUUAAAUCUAACCUACUGAAAUAGUGUUAAAUGAUGGAAAGGAACUGCAAAAUGCAUUGAGAGAAAUAAAACAUAAGCUUUCAUUUAUGAAGCCUGAUGAAUUUGCGAUACAAUUGAAAGGGUUAGUUCACCCAAAAAUGAAAAUUAAGUCAUUAAUAAUUACUCACCCCA
Molecule: messenger RNA, 4529 nt
Organism: Pimephales promelas (fathead minnow)
Lineage: Eukaryota; Metazoa; Chordata; Actinopteri; Cypriniformes; Leuciscidae
Source: RefSeq, a predicted model, not a curated record